AUGGAUCCCAGUAAGCAGGUUCGGAUUUUGCUUCUGAACGAAAUGGAGAAGCUGGAAAAGACCCUCUUCCGAGUGGAGCAAGGGUUCGAGCUGCAGUUCCGGUUGGGCCCCACGCUGCAGGGAAAGGCCGUGAACGUGCACACCAACUACCCGCUCCCCGGACAAGCCUUCCGCCGGGACCAGUUCCGCCCCCUGGAGUGGCAGCAUCCGUCGGGCAGAGAGGACGACUCGGACAAGCACUGUGCCCUUCACCUCCAGCAGGCGGGCUCCUUCCACUACUACUUCCUGGAAGGGAAUGAGAAGAGCGGUGGGGGGUACAUCGUUGUGGACCCCAUUUUACGGGUCGGUGCCGAUGACCGGCUGCUACCCCUGGACUGCGUCACCCUGCAGACCUUCCUCGCCAAGUGUCUGGGGCCCCUGGACGAGUGGGAGAGCCGGCUGCGGGUGGCGAAGGAAGCAGGUUACAACAUGAUUCAUCUCACGCCGUUGCAGGCCCUCGGAGAGUCGCGCUCAUGCUACUCCCUUGCUCACCAGCUGCAACUAAACCCUGACUUCUCAAGACCCAAUAAAAAGUACACCUGGGAUGACGUCGGGCAGCUGGUGCAAAAGCUGAAAAGGGAGUGGGGCAUGCUUUGCAUUACCGACGUUGUCUACAAUCACACCGCCGCCAACAGCCAGUGGCUCCAGCAGCACCCGGAGAGCGCCUACAACCUGGCCAACUCGCCGCACCUGAAGCCCGCCUGGGUGCUGGACCGCGCCCUGUGGCACCUGUCCUGCGACGUGGCCGCCGGCAGACACCAGGACCGCGGCGUGCCCGCGCUCAUCGAAAACGACCACCACAUGCAUUGCCUCCGGACGGUCAUCUGGGAGGACGUCUUCCCCAGGACGCGGCUCUGGGAGUUCUUCCAGGUGGACGUGGGCAGCGCCGUCCGGCAGUUCCGGGGACGCCUGGCCCACGGAAAGAGGGAGGCGGCGAGCCCCCCGGAUGCCCAGCGGCACCUGGAGAUCCUCCAGGACCCCGAGUACCGGCGGCUGAGCUGUGCUGUGGACAUGGACCUCGCCCUGGCCACCUUCAUCCCCCGCAACGACGGGCCGGCCGCCCUGGACGAGUGCUGCGGCUGGUUCCGGAAGAGACUGGAGGAGUUAAACGCGGAGAAGCGCCAGCUCAUCCACUCCCACCAGGAGCAGGCCGUGAACUGCAUCCUGGGCAACGUGCUCUACGAACGCCUGGCCGGCCACGGCCCCAAGCUCGGACCCAUCACCAGGAAAGACCCCUUGGUCACCAGGUACUUCACGUUCCCUUUUGAGGAGUCCAGCGUGUCCGCGGAGGAGGCCCUGGCGCACCUGCCCCAGAAGGCGUGCUUCCUGAUGGCACACAACGGCUGGGUCAUGGGCGACGACCCGCUCCGGAACUUCGCCGAGCCGGGGUCCAACGUGUACCUGCGGAGGGAGCUGAUCUGCUGGGGGGACAGCGUGAAGCUGCGCUACGGGCAGACGCCGGAGGACUGCCCGUACCUCUGGGCCCACAUGAGGAAGUACACGGAGAUCACCGCCACCCACUUCCAGGGCGUGCGGCUGGACAACUGCCACUCCACGCCCAUCCACGUGGCCGAGUACAUGCUGGACGCCGCCCGGAGGCUGCAGCCCAACCUGUACGUGGUGGCGGAGCUGUUCACCGGCAGCGAGGAGCUGGACAACAUCUUCGUCACCAGGCUGGGCAUCAGCUCCCUGAUCCGAGAGGCCAUGAGCGCGCACAACAGCCACGAGGAGGGCCGGCUGGUCUACCGCUACGGCGGCAAGCCCGUGGGCUCCUUCGUGCAGCCCUGCCUGCGGCCCCUGAUGCCGGCCAUCGCCCACGCCCUGUUCAUGGACAUCACCCACGACAACGAGUGCCCCAUUGUGCACAGAUCCGCCUACGACGCCCUCCCGAGCGCCACGAUCGUCUCCAUGGCGUGCUGUGCGAGCGGGAGCACCCGCGGCUACGACGAGCUGGUGCCGCACCAGAUCUCAGUGGUAGCCGAAGAGCGGCUCUACACCAAGUGGAACCCCGAGGCCUCGCCGUCGAACCCGGGCGAAGUGAACUUCCAGAGCGGGAUCCUCGCGGCCAGGCGCGCCAUCAACGCCCUCCACCAGGAGCUCGGAGCUGGCGGCUUCCUCCAGGUGUACGUGGACCAGGUGGACGAGGACAUCGUGGCGGUGACCAGGCACUCCCCCAGCAGCCACCAGUCCGUGGUGGCCGUGUGCAGGACCGCGUUCCGGAACCCCAAGACCUCCUUCUACAGCAAGGAGGUGCCCCAGAUGUGCAUCCCCGGUAAAAUCGAAGAGGUCGUGCUUGAAGCUAGAACCAUCGAGAGGAACGCAAACCCGUACAAGAAGGAUGAGAAGUGCAUCAACGGGAUGCCCACCGUCACCGUGGAGAUCAGGGAACACAUCCAGCUCCACCAGAGCAAGAUCGUGAAGCACGCCGGCGUCACCACCAAGGGGCCCCGCGAGUACAUCCAGGAGAUCGAGUUCGAGAACCUGUCUCCGGGAAGCGUCGUCGUGUUCCGCGUGAGCCUGGACCCCCACGCCCAGGUGGCCGUCGGGAUCCUCCGGAGUCACCUGACGCAGUUCAGCCCUCACUUCAAGGCCGGCAGCCUCGUGGUGGACAACUCGGACCCCAUUCUGAAAGUCCCCUUCACGUCCAUCGCCUCCAGGCUGACGCUGGCCGAGCUGAACCAGGUGCUGUACCGCUGCGAGGCCGAGGAGCGCGAGGACGGCGGCGGCUGCUACGACGUGCCCCGCUGGGCGCCGCUCAAGUACGCGGGCCUGCAAGGGCUGAUGUCCGUGUUGGCAGAGAUCAGGCCCAAGAACGACCUGGGGCACCCCUUCUGUGACAACCUGAGAGCCGGCGACUGGAUGAUCGACUACGUCAGCGGCCGGCUCCUCUCCCGACCGGGAGCUGUGGCCGAGGUGGGCCAGUGGCUGCAGGCCAUGUUCUUCUACCUGAAGCAGAUCCCGCGCUACCUGAUCCCCUGCUACUUCGACGCCGUGCUGAUCGGCGCCUACACCACGCUCCUGGACGCGGCGUGGAAGCAGAUGUCCAGCUUCGUCCAGAACGGCUCCACCUUCGUGAAGCACCUGGCGCUGGGCUCGGUGCAGAUGUGCGGGGUGGGGCGGUUCCCCUGCCUGCCCCGGCUCUCGCCCGCCCUGCCCGACGUGCCCUACCGGCUGAACGAGGCCACUCGGGAGCCGGAGCAGUGCUGCGUGUCCCUGGCAGCAGGCUUGCCUCACUUUUCUUCUGGAAUCUUCCGCUGCUGGGGCCGGGACACUUUCAUCGCGCUGCGCGGCCUCCUGCUGCUCACGGGGCGCUACGUGGAGGCCAGGAACAUCAUCCUGGCCUUCGCCGGGACCCUGCGGCACGGGCUCAUCCCCAACCUGCUGGGCGAGGGCACGGCCGCCCGCUACAACUGCCGGGACGCCGUGUGGUGGUGGCUGCAGUGCAUCCAGGACUACUGCGGCCUGGCGCCCGACGGGCUGGGCCUGCUCCGCUGCCCCGUGGCCCGGCUCUACCCCACCGACGACUCCACGCCGCUGCCCGCCGGCACCGUGGAGCAGCCGCUGUUCGAGGUGAUCCAGGAGGCUCUGCAGAGGCACCUGCAGGGCAUCCAGUUCCGGGAGCGGAACGCCGGGCCCCAGAUCGACCGCAACAUGAAGGACGAAGGGUUCAGCAUCACCGCCGGCGUGGACGCCGAGACGGGGUUUGUGUUCGGAGGAAACCGCUUCAACUGCGGCACCUGGAUGGACAAGAUGGGGGAGAGCGACCGGGCCCGCAACCGCGGCGUCCCCGCCACGCCCAGGGACGGCUCCGCCGUGGAGAUCGUGGGCCUGAGCAAGUCGGCCGUGCGGUGGCUGCGGGACCUUUCCCGGAAGAACAUCUUCCCGUACCGCGAGGUCACGGUGCACAGACACGGCAAGGCCGAGAAGGUCUCCUACGAGGCGUGGGACCAGCGGAUCCAGGAGCACUUCGAGAAGCUGUUCUACGUGUCCGAGGACCCGGCCGACCCGCACGAGCAGCACCCGGAGCUGGUGCACAAGCGGGGCAUCUACAAGGACAGCCACGGCGCGUCCAGCCCCUGGUGCGACUACCAGCUGCGGCCCAACUUCGCCGUGGCCAUGGUGGUGGCCCCCGAGCUGUUCACGGCGGAGAAGGCGUGGAAAGCCCUGGCCGUGGCGGAGGAGAAGCUGCUCGGGCCCCUGGGCAUGCGGACCCUGGACCCAGACGACAUGGUGUACUGCGGGGUGUAUGACAACGCCUUGGACAACGACAACUACAACCUGGCGAAAGGCUUCAACUACCACCAGGGCCCGGAGUGGCUGUGGCCCGUGGGCUAUUUUCUUCGUGCAAAACUGUAUUUUUCCAAACUGAUGGGGCCGGAGACCCACGCCAAGACGAUAUUCCUGGUUAAAAACGUCCUCUCUCGGCACUAUGUUCACCUCGAGAGGUCCCCGUGGAAAGGGCUCCCGGAGCUGACCAACGAGCACGGCCAGCACUGCCCCUUCAGCUGCGAGACGCAAGCCUGGUCCAUCGCCACGGUCCUCGAGACGCUCUAUGACUUGUAG
Molecule: messenger RNA, 4602 nt
Organism: Pipistrellus nathusii (Nathusius's pipistrelle)
Lineage: Eukaryota; Metazoa; Chordata; Mammalia; Chiroptera; Vespertilionidae
Source: the annotation of a GenBank genome assembly